AUGCAAACCGUCAAACACACCAUCGCAGAGAACCUGGGCGUUGCGCCGACACUGUCAGGAGACCCGCAUCAGCUCGUCGAUCCUCAGCACCAAUUCAGUCUUGAUCAAGUCGGCGAUCUCUCAGGCAAAGUCGCUCUCGUCACCGGCGGCUCUGAGGGUAUCGGAUUCGGCUGCACGCACACGCUGCUAAAGUCCAACAUCGACAAGGUCUUCGUCGUGUCUUUGUCCGAAGAGAUUAUCUCGCAAGCCAAAAAUGCGUUUGCCGAAGACGACGAGCUGCCGAAGGACGCUGCCGCUCGUAUCGUUUGGAAGCAAUGCGACCUCACAGACUGGAAGCGAGUCCAGCAAGUCGCUCGUGAGAUCAAUCAGGAGACUGAUCGACUCGACAUCCUCAUCGCCAACGCCGCCAAGGGCAUCAUGACGCACUCGCUCGACCGCAACGGCAUCGACUCGCACAUGUCAAUCAACCAUCUCGGCCAUGUCGUGCUCAUCGACGCACUUCUGCCCUUGCUCAACAAGACUGUCAAGGAUCAGCAAACGAAGGUUCGCGUCGUGUCAUUCAGCUCCAAUCUCGCCGCACAGACGCCGAACGAUGUCGACUUCGCAACGGAGGAAGACUUCAAGAGCGACCUCGGCGCGCAAGCACUCUAUGCGCGAUCGAAGCUGGCGGAUCUGCUCUUCUCGCGUUAUCUCAAUCGAAAGUAUUCGCAGGCAGGUCACAGCGAUAUCGUCUUCAACGCUUGUCAUCCUGGCGUCGUUGAUACUCGUCAGACGAACGUAUGGAUCCACGAGCCUUUCCCGAUACUCGGGUACGCCUGGAACCUGCUCAAUCCAAUCAAGAAGAGUAUCUUUCAGGGCUGCGUCUCGGCAAUGUACUGCGCAACACAGCCGACAAAAGGCGGCAACUUCAUCUGUCCGCCCGCUGUCCCAGAGGAUGGGCCAGAAAAGAGUCGCGACGAAGAGAUGCAGGAUAGGCUCGUGCGUUUUUCAAAGCAGAUCAUCGAGCUAGCUGGAGUUACGCUGACCACGAUCCCUGUGUAG
Kalmanozyma brasiliensis GHG001 is the source of this 1041-nucleotide messenger RNA. Its product is annotated as Short-chain dehydrogenase/reductase SDR. The record is from RefSeq and is a predicted model, not a curated record. The coding region runs from base 1 to 1041 and encodes 346 amino acids. NCBI's taxonomy places the organism in Eukaryota, Fungi, Basidiomycota, Ustilaginomycetes, Ustilaginales. The transcript has a single exon.